UUUACAAUAACAUUGCUUUAAUGGUAGAAUACCUCCCCAUUUAUGUGAAGUUAACUGGUGAUAUGGGACCUUUAGCCAGGAUAUAUGACUGUUGUACGAAAGGCUGCAAAUAAGAGACUGUAACAGUGAUAUAAAGCAGUGCCUUACUCUGAAUCGCGGGGACUUUUAUUAUGACGCAUUGCCGCGCAUUGAUGUGGAGUGCUUCACAGUUCGGCGCACUUCCGAUUUCUCCGUGAAUCAGUCAUUACGUUCACUCAACGAGGAGAGAAACGAGCCGAGCGAAGUCUGGAGACUCACGGCUGUAUAUGAUUGCUGUUUGUUCCUGUUAGUUUAUAAAACUGUGUGCGUCCAGAGGAAAAACCACACACACACACACACAAACACCACACACGGCUCUACAAGUUCAUACAUGCAUAGAUGUAUGCAAAGUUGGAUCUAUGCCGUCUUAAGGAAGAUUUAAGCACAAGGCAAUACAAUCAUCAUCAUCCAGUAUCCAUGCCCAUUCCAUGUAUGUGGUUAGAAGACGUUAACAUACAAGUUACAACUGGCUCCCCCUCUGCAUAUGACUGUAAUCAAUAAAUCAUUCAAGUAUAUUCCUUCUCCGGCUUUGGUGUUCUAACCAACACACCCAGACCAACUCAACUCCCCUAUUCAAGAGCUAGCUAUUACAGUCCUGAGCUAUUCUCAUUAACAUUUUGGUCCUUCGAGCCGGAUACACAGUUGUUCUGGGAACAUGAAACAAAGUUGUGAAGCAUCCCGGUCCCUAUCUACGCGACCUAAGCGACAGCAGAGACUGCCAAGAUAUCUUGAGGAUUAUGAGGUUGGACCAAUAAGACAGCAGACGCAUGUUUCACCUCAUUUCAGUGUAAUACAGCAUAUGCAUGGACUAGAGGGCUGGAGCUCCCAACAAGGAGGAGCAGCUACGGAAAUGGCACAUUCACCAAUGCCUCGUCAGGUUCAGUGGGAAUCGGAUGUCAGUGAGUAUGAUAAUUACAGUCCUGGUGGCAGUUUAUGUUCUAAUGAACCAUAUACCGAGUGGGCAGAUACUUUAAUAUCACAUAGACAGGAAAGAAGUGUGCAGUAUAAUGUACAGACUGAAAGUACCCUACCUUAUAGACAUAUUGAGGCUAUGCCAAGCAGUUAUGCACAGCAUUGGAGCAACCAGAAGGGAGAACGCUCUCUUGCAACUUCAGCACAGAUAUCAGAACAAUGGCCAAUGCCACCUCCACCUGUUCAGCCUGACUUUCCAGCCCAACCUGAAGUUGAGGAGUAUGAUAACUGGGCCCCGCCUCCGCCAUGGCCAUCUGCAGAAGUAUUAGCACCGCCAGAGCGUGAGGAAAAGGAUAUGGUUGCUAUCAUAGAUAAAAUGAUGAAUGACCUCCAACUCAUGAAAGAGAGUGCUGCAUCCCGCUUGACAUCAAAGGGUCAUCUGGCUUCAACACCCAUGAGAACAGAACCUCUACACUUUAGAAAGGCUAGCCAGCCUAACGCCAUUCAGUCUCAACCUCGAAGAUCACAUCAUUACUCUCCAGUUGCUGGCUCCCCUCAUGUUAUUGAUCAUUUUGAACCUGCAAUCCCACCUAGACACUCAGCUAGGCCUCACGUAGUUCAACGAGCCUCCUCUCAAUACUUACCAUAUCAGUCUUCAUCAGUUAGAUUUGAAGAGAAAGAAUACAGAGGGCCGGCACCAAAAAUUCCUUUCUUCAUUCAUAGAGACCCAAUGGAGUUUUCCCGGCUGAAGCUUGCCUUGACGAAUCUGUUGCCAGCAGAAUCCUCAGAGCUUUUCAAAUAUCAGGUUUUAGUAGAUCAUCUGAGGUUGGAGGAAGCUUGCCUAAUAGCGGACUCAUACAUUAACUCACCCAUGCCAUUUUCUGACACGAUGGCUGCAUUGAAUGAGAAGUUUGGGCAGCCACAUCAUGUUGCUUUAAAGAAGAUAGCUGCAGUCAUGGACUCACCAGAGAUAAAGCGAGGAGACACAGCAGCUUUUGAAAGGUUUGCUUUGCAUGUGCAGUCUUUAGUAGGCAUGCUAAAAACACUGGGCCCUGAAGGGGAAGCUGAAUUAAGAUGUGGCUCGCAUGUGGCACGGCUGCUUACAAAACUUCCAACAGAGUUAAGGGCAAAUUUUCGCCGUCAGAUGUUUCACCGUUCAGGCUCUACUCAUACCUUGUUAGAUUUGGCAGAAUGGCUCCAUUAUGAGUCGUGGUGUCAGGGGUAUGAUGUCUCAUCCAACACACGUGUACAAGGGUUACUAAGUUACAAAGCUGAGAAAAGACAUAGUAAACCAGCAGCUUCAGUGCUUCAUGGAGCAGAGGGCUCAAUGGAGAGUAAGGGGAUGAGACGAGAAAGUCAAAGUGCCUUUGAGACCAAAGGGAGAGGCAAGAUGAGACCAUACUGUCCAUACUGUGACAGUUCAGAGCACUUUCUUAACAAGUGCCCAGCUAUUCAGAAGCUCAACAGGGAGGAUGUAAUAAACUGGAUAAAAGCAAAUAAAAGAUGUUGGAGAUGUGGAAGAUCUCACCAAGCAGCACAGUGUGAUCUUAAACGACUCUGUGAUUUGUGUCAAGGGAAGCACUUAAGAGUUCUUCAUCAGGUGAACACACGUCCUACAGCUGAGCCACCCAAAGAAGAGAGCUGUUUAGUAAACACCAAUGCUGAGAUUUUGUAUUUGGAUCGUCCAUCAGCUUCCAAUAGGGUGCUGCUGAAAGUGGUGAGAGUAUUUCUUCGAAAUAAAGACCGAACUCUUGACACUUACGCGGUUUUGGAUGAUGGGUCGGAGCGCACCAUGCUCCUCCCAGAAGCCGCUGAUCAAUUGGGACUACAAGGUAAACAAGAGGAUCUUAUUCUUCGCACAAUACGACAGGAUGUCCAAACAUUAGAGGGAUCAACUGUCUCAUUCUGCAUAUCAUCCUCUGCAUAUCCCAGAAAGGGUUUCCGGAUUAGAGAUGCAUUUACCUCACAACGCCUCAGCCUAGCAGAUCACACGUAUCCCAUCUCUAUGCUGAAGAAAAAGUACAAACAUCUGGCAGGCCUCCCGAUUGAGCCGUUUGAGCAUGUUAAGCCACUUCUAUUGAUAGGAGCAGAUCAUCCCCACUUACUCAGUCCUGUUGAGCCAGUGAGGUUGGGACCCCCUGGAGGACCAUCGGCUAUCUGCACAAGACUGGGUUGGACACUUCAGGGUCCUACUCACCUUAUCCCGUGGACAACAACAUCACGUCAGUGUCUACUUACCAGUGUUUUGCCACAGACUACUGAAUUGAUGCGAAACGUAGAAAAACUAUGGCAGUUAGACGUGUUGCCUUUCCAACAGGAUAAGCUAGUAGUGAGGUCAAAGCAGGACAACGAGGCUGUGGAGCUCCUGGAGACAAAGACUAAGCGAGUGGAAGUUUCUGGAAUUCUCAGGUAUGCCACUCCAUUGUUAAGGAAAAAGGAUAUGCCUCUGUUUCAGGCAACUAAAGAGGUGGUUCUGCCGAGUUUGAGGAGUACAGAGAAACGGUUGGCAAAGGACACUCAACGUGCCAAUGCUUACAGUGAGGCAAUCCACCAGUUGGUGAAGACAGGAGCUGUCAGGAAGCUGGACCCAGGCGAGAUCUCAGCAGAUGGUGAGUCCUGGUACAUACCACAUCACCUAGUGUCUCACAAUGGUAAGAAUCGGCUUGUCUUCAAUUGUUCUUAUCAGUUUAGAGGUAUGAAUCUGAAUGAUGCCCUUCUUCCUGGACCUACCCUGGGAGCCUCUCUGCUUGGUGUUCUGCUGCGCUUUAGAGAACAUGGUGUCGCAGUCAGUGGAGAUAUAAAGGCUAUGUUUCACCAAGUCCAGCUCCUGCCAGAGGAUCGGGCACUGCUCAGAUUUGUUUGGAGAGACAGACGAGAAGACCCACCUGAUACCUUUGAAUGGCAAGUGUUACCAUUCGGCACGACCUGCUCACCUUGUUGUGCAACCUAUGCUCUUCAUCGGCACGUCAGGGAUUGUAGUGAUCCAGAGGAUGGUGUUAAGGACUCCGUGGAACGGUGCUUCUACGUCGAUAAUUGCCUCCAGAGUUUGCCAACUGCAGCAGAAGCAAAGAGGUUAGUAGACAGACUCAGGGAAGUCUUAUCAUUUGGUGGAUUUGAGAUUCGGCAAUGGGCAUGCAAUGUCCCAAGUGCCAUUAGCCAUCUACCAAAAGAUGCAAGAUCAGACAGUAUGGAACGGUGGCUAUCACAUGAUGAGAAUGGUCUGUCUGAAUCAACUCUAGGACUUAGCUGGCAUUGGGAGUCUGACACUUUGGGCUAUAAGAGUCGUCCAUUGGACUAUGGUGUUCUGACCAUGAGGAAUGUGUAUAGAGUUCUGGCUCGGCAGUAUGACCCUCUGGGGUUUGUAUUACCCUACACCACCCGUGCCAAAUUACUGGUACAGAGUAUGUGGGAUAAGCAUCGCAACUGGGAUGAUCCACUACUUCCUCACGAGCUUCAGCAGGCAUGGAAGGAGUGGGAAGCAGAACUCCAUUUGUUGCCUCAUCUAUCACUGCCCCGAUCAUAUGUUCCAGCUCAAGUGGAUCAAGCCAUUGUCUCCCGACAGGUCCAUAUAUUCAGUGAUGCAUCAGAAAAGGCGUAUGGAUCCGUUUCAUACAUGCGGACAGAAGAUGUAAAAGGCCAAGUAUACCUUUCAUUUCUGGCAGCAAGAUCAAGAGUUGCUCCUCGAAGACAACAUUCAAUUCCACGUCUGGAGCUCUGCGGUGCCCUAACAGCAGCACAAUUAGCCAAGAUGUUGGAAAGAGAGCUUACCUUGAAAAUCGAUGAAAUCAUACUUUGGAGCGAUUCGACGACAGUGCUGGCAUGGCUGCAAUCAGAGUCGUGCCGGUUCAAAGUAUUUGUGGGAACACGCGUGGCUGAAAUACAGGAGCUUACAAACCCUGAUUCAUGGCAUUAUGUAGACUCCUCGCUGAAUCCUGCAGAUGACCUCACACGAGGAAAGACUUUAGAAGAAUUAGCAUUGCCCAAUCGCUGGAGUCAUGGGCCAUCCUUUCUUCUUAAAGGACCCCAUCACUGGCCAUCUCAGCCGACAAAGUUAGCCGAUCCAGAUAUGUCAGAGUGCAGGAAGUCAGUCUUCUGUGGUAUCAUAUCCAAUCCUGACUGGCCAUCUUCAGUACAAAAUAGUCAAUACACAACCUGGAAGGAUCUAGUUGAGGCUGUGGCACAUGAGCUUCAUGGGGCGGCUGAUUCAAGUAACCCUAUUGUUGCCUCAGAGUAUCAGCAGGCAGAACUGGUGAUUUACAAGAAGAUUCAGCAAGACUGUUUCCAAGAAGAGUUGCAUUGCCUGAAAAAGGGCAAGCCAGUGGCGCAUAGCAGUCGCUUACUUACCUUAUCACCAGAACUAGACUCUGAGGAAGGAAUCAUGCGAGUUGGUGGCCGAUUGAGAAGGGCUGAGACUUUAGAUCCUGGAUCCAAACACCCUAUUGUUCUUGAUCCCAGUCAUCCAUUCACCAAACUCCUUAUGGAGGAUUACGACUCUCGCCUUUGCCACCCAGGGCCAGAGCGGGUAUAUGCAGAAAUACGGCGCAGAUUCUGGAUCCUGCGUGGAAGGCAAGCAAUACGUCAUAUGCAACAUCAGUGUAAGGAGUGCAGAAGGUGGAAGGCCAAGCCAUCAGUGCCUAAAAUGUCAGACUUACCAGAGGCUCGUCUUCGCUUGUAUAAGCCAGCCUUCUAUUCCACUGGCGUCGACUGUUUUGGGCCCUUCCAGAUUAAAUUGGGACGCAGGUCAGAAAAGAGAUGGGGCAUUAUUUACAAAUGCCUCACUACCAGAGCUGUACAUCUGGACCUCAUACACAGAAUGGACUCAGACUCCUUUUUGAUGAGCCUUAGGAGAUUCAUCGCCCGUAGAGGUACUCCAGCAGAACUCUACUCAGAUCAGGGCACAAAUUUCAAGGCAGGGGAGAAAGAGCUUAGGGAGUCCUUUGAUAGCAUGGCUGCAGAGCUUCAACAACUACUAGCAAAGCAGAAGAUUGCCUUCCAUUUCAACCCCCCUGCAGCUCCCCAUUUCGGUGGAGCCUGGGAGCGGGAAAUAAGAUCAGUCAAAUCCGCUUUGUAUACCAUCAUUGGAGCACAGUCAAUCUCUGAUGAGGUACUUCAUACCGUCCUGCUGGAGGUAGAGGCAAUAUUGAAUGCGAAACCGCUAGGAUAUACCUCAUCUAAUGUUGCAGAUGUAGAUGCUAUCACCCCAAACGUCCUCUUGAUGGGGCGGCCUGAUGGAGCUCUACCGCAGAUAGUGUAUAAUAAGAGUGAAGGACUUAGCAAAAGAAGAUGGAAGCACUGUCAAGUCCUAGCAGACCACUUCUGGUCCAGAUUUAUAAAAUCCUACUUACCCACCAUGCAACAGCGGCAGAAGUGGCAUACUGACACAGCUGACCUCACAGUGAACUCGGUAGUUCUGUUGAUGGACCCUCAACUCCCAAGGGCUCUUUGGCCAAUCGGAAAAGUCAUAAAGGUGCACCUGAGCGCUGAUCAGCAUGUAAGGUCAGUGGAUGUUCAGAUUAAGGACAAAAUUUACACACGACCAGUUGCCCGUCUCAUUGUCCUUCCAGCCCUCCCAGAAUCAGAUGGAGAGUCCGCUCCCCUGUCAUGACUCACAAAGACAGUAAGCCUUUCUUAGGAACAAAUUGCAUGCAAUUUGGGGGCGGCUGUACGAAAGGCUGCAAAUAAGAGACUGUAACAGUGAUAUAAAGCAGUGCCUUACUCUGAAUCGCGGGGACUUUUAUUAUGACGCAUUGCCGCGCAUUGAUGUGGAGUGCUUCACAGUUCGGCGCACUUCCGAUUUCUCCGUGAAUCAGUCAUUACGUUCACUCAACGAGGAGAGAAACGAGCCGAGCGAAGUCUGGAGACUCACGGCUGUAUAUGAUUGCUGUUUGUUCCUGUUAGUUUAUAAAACUGUGUGCGUCCAGAGGAAAAACCACACACACACACACACAAACACCACACACGGCUCUACAAGUUCAUACAUGCAUAGAUGUAUGCAAAGUUGGAUCUAUGCCGUCUUAAGGAAGAUUUAAGCACAAGGCAAUACAAUCAUCAUCAUCCAGUAUCCAUGCCCAUUCCAUGUAUGUGGUUAGAAGACGUUAACAUACAAGUUACAACUGGCUCCCCCUCUGCAUAUGACUGUAAUCAAUAAAUCAUUCAAGUAUA
Danio rerio (zebrafish) is the source of this 7152-nucleotide messenger RNA. The record is from RefSeq and is a predicted model, not a curated record. Lineage: Eukaryota; Metazoa; Chordata; Actinopteri; Cypriniformes; Danionidae.